Messenger RNA from Trichoderma asperellum CBS 433.97, 1035 nucleotides. NCBI's taxonomy places the organism in Eukaryota, Fungi, Ascomycota, Sordariomycetes, Hypocreales, Hypocreaceae. The record is from RefSeq and is a predicted model, not a curated record.
AUGGCCUCUUCACAGGAUUUUGCAACUACUUCUGCUGCCAACGAAGAUUUCACUCGGUAUAUCUACCCCCAUCCACAGGACUAUAUUACUCGUCUUCCCGAUGAACUCAAGCUCAAUGUCACUCAACGCCUAUCUAUUGGCGACCUUGGGCGCUUAGCCCAAACUUCCAGGUUAUUUUACGACUUCAUCACUCCGAUUCUGUACACAAGAGAUAACCGAGACAAGUAUCCCCGAGCUAUUUUUUGGGCAGCGUCAGUCGAUCCUGAUAAGGUACCCAAUAAGAACAUUCUGGCCGUCUUGGACUUUUCCAUUGAAUAUGGUGGUAACCCAAACGCAAUGUAUGUCUCAGCAGGGCCUCUUCCUUUCCGUGCUACUCCUCUUCAUCUAGCUGCUGCCAGCGGCAAAUUAGGCGUCGUCAAGAAGCUCUUGAGAAACAGGGCUGAUCCCAACGCCCUCGGAAAGGGAUUUCUUUACAAUAUGGAGCAGUCUCUUGACCACGGAGCAUUCGAUCCAGGCAGCAUCAAUAUUCUACACAUACUUGCAUCUCAGCACGAGCGAGAGCAUACAGAUGCUACCGGUCUAUCAUAUUUCAGCAAAUACCGCAACCUCAUUAACGUGCCCGUUCCAAGAGGAGAGGCGCCUUUGUCCAUAGCACUGCGCCAUAGAAACCUCGAAUUGAUCAGAGACAUAGUUAUGAACGGUGGUGACAUUGAAGGAGUAAGCGAGUUAGGAACUACUCCGCUAAUACAGGCCAUCACAUGCUUCUACAAAGAACGUACAACGGCGAUACGAAAAGCAUACAUGGAACUCAUCCGCUACCUAGUCGAAGACUGCAAUGCCCAUGUCGGCAAGCAUCCCAAUGACAGAGUGUACCCGACGCCAUUGACUUGCGCCGUUACGGGCUUCGGCAAAGCCCUGCAAUUCCCUUGGAAAGAUGCAGUUGAAGAUAUAUGCUCAAUUAUUACUCUCCUACUCAAGCGUGGAGCCAACAUCAAUGAACAAUCUAACGAUCAAUAUACUGCGCUCAAUGUUCUU